CUGUUCGAUUUCCCCCAAAUCCCACACGGUGCCGAGCGCACAGAGAGAGAGAGAGAGAGAUGGCGGACGAGGAGAGGAAGAAGCGGGUGGUGGUGGUGGAGUCCCUGGGAUGGCUUACCGAGUCCUCCAUCAUGCCCAAGAAGCGCCGCGCCAUCGCCGGCGUCGGCGCCUCCUCCAUCCUGGAGCUCAAGGCCCAGCUCUACCGCUCCCAGGAGGAGUCCAAGCAGUCCAAGGACCUCUCCUCCGGCGACGCUUCCUACCACCGCGCCAAGAUCAUCGCCCCCGCCCCCGACUCCUUCUCCCGCAAGAACUCCGGCGUGGAUGCUCGCGCUCACAAGGACAAGCUUGAGCUGAAAGCUAUUAAUGAUGGUUCGAAAAGCUAUGAAGCACUAGAGAGGAAGGCUGCCUUAUACGAUAAGCUAGUUAAGGGAGAACUCUCUGAUGAGGAGGACCAGGAAAAAUAUUGUGUGGAUUUCUUUCGCAAGAACCUCGAGCAGGAUGAGUCACAUCAGCCACAAGGGCAUGACAUGCCUUCCUCAGAAGUGCUGGUAGAUGGGGAUAACGAGGCCGCGGUGUUACCUGAGACGAAGUUUAUGGGACCCGGUCGAACAGUUGGAACAAUGGAUAAUGACGAACAUAAGCGUUUUGUGAGGGAAGUACAUGAAGAGGUGAAUCAAGCACGAGAAAAGGUGUCUGAGCUCAAAAUGCGCAGACAAAUGCAGGCAGAUGCUCGGCGUGAGAAACUGAAGCAGGCUUAUCUUCGGAAGCAGCUUGACAAAUUGAAGGCUGCAUCAGGUGAGGAGAAGAAGGCAUAGAAAAUUGAGGGAUGGGAAUAGAGACAAGCAGCUCUCCCCCUUCAAAUGAAUUGGCUGAAUGGACAUUGACAUCUGUAAGACAUCAAGCUCUGGCGGCAAUUAGGGAAACUUUCCAAAUCCUGGUUUGGCAAUUCUGCAGUGUCCCUGGAAUGUGAAGUGGAUGUCUCGAACAGCUUCAAAUAGCUACAAAAAAAUUGCAUACUCAACAUCGGUAUUUUACAAUUGAAGACACUGGAGUUAAUUGCCCCUGCAGCGACAAUGGAAAGUGAAGUAAUGUGCAUUCUCCUUCCAUUGACGAUCUUGAUUUGAAGGAACUGCGUUGAGGUAAAGUGAAAUUACCGUUAGGAGCUAAGCAUUCUCGAUGUAAGCUUCCUCCAUGUAAGUUGUGCCCGAUGUCAACAUUUUCUCUUCCCAUUUGUAGGAUAUAUGUUGAGCAAUUAGCAGAAAA
This is a messenger RNA of Syzygium oleosum, 1263 nucleotides long. RefSeq lists its product as uncharacterized. The record is from RefSeq and is a predicted model, not a curated record. NCBI's taxonomy places the organism in Eukaryota, Viridiplantae, Streptophyta, Magnoliopsida, Myrtales, Myrtaceae. Gene Ontology annotation, cellular component: nucleus. The transcript has 4 exons. Bases 60 to 815 code for a protein of 251 amino acids.